Bufo gargarizans (Asiatic toad) is the source of this 2319-nucleotide messenger RNA. RefSeq names its product katanin p60 ATPase-containing subunit A-like 2. The record is from RefSeq and is a predicted model, not a curated record. Gene Ontology annotation, molecular function: ATP hydrolysis activity; protein binding; ATP binding. NCBI's taxonomy places the organism in Eukaryota, Metazoa, Chordata, Amphibia, Anura, Bufonidae. The transcript is spliced from 16 exons. Bases 45 to 1670 code for a protein of 541 amino acids.
CCCUAUGGACGGGCUAUGAGGGGACAGAUCACACAGAACAGAACAUGGAGCUCUCCUAUCAGGCGAUAAAGACGGCGUCCCAGACCAGAGAGGCGGAUGAGCAGCGGACGGAGGCUCGGAGGAAGAACCUGCUCAUACUCGUCAUGCACUACAUGCUGCAGGAGGGUUACGUGGAUUCGGCAAAUGCUCUAGAACAGGAGAGCAAAUUAAACCUUAGAAGAUUUGAAGUCUGUGAUAACAUCGACCUGGAAACCAUUCUCCAGGAAUAUGAAAGUUACUAUUAUGUCAAAUUCCAGAAAUACCCGAAGAUCACCAAGAAAGUUGGAGAUAACGAUAGUAAAGUGUAUGCAAAGCCUCGAAGUGGAGGAAGACUGAGAAGAACAGCCAGUAACUCUUCCCAGGGGCUUCCAAGAAUCACCAACCAUAGUAUCAUCCAGCGCCCAGUGUCCAGAACGUACCCAAGGGCGGCAGAGAGAGUGUCAAACAGAGAGAUCGCCAGACAGGAGAAUGGAAGUAACAGUCCUCCGGAGGUCACUGAAUUUGGGUUGAAUGUUUCUGCCAUAAAUAAAAAUGGCGGAGGAGAAGGCGUUUCACAAAGGCGGGGACAGAUCAUUGACUUUCGUGGAAUGAUCCAAGACGCAAUAAAGGGCGCAUCGAAUGAAAUCGCUAUAAAUACCCUAAACUACAACCCUGACCCUUCCGAAAGACUGCUGAAGCCGGUCAGCGCUUUUCUCGGCGCCAAUAGCGAGAUGAGAGAACUGGCUGCAGUGAUAAGCCGGGACAUUUAUCUUCAGAACCCCAAUGUAAGGUGGGAUGACAUCAUUGGGCUUGAUGCAGCAAAGCGAUUAGUAAAGGAGGCAGUGGUGUACCCUAUUAGGUACCCGCAGCUCUUCACUGGAAUUCUGUCUCCUUGGAAGGGGCUCUUGUUGUACGGCCCACCGGGCACUGGAAAGACCUUGCUGGCUAAAGCGGUGGCCACUGAAUGUAACACCACAUUUUUCAACAUUUCCGCUUCUACAAUUGUCAGCAAGUGGAGAGGGGAUUCGGAAAAACUUGUUCGGGUUUUAUUCGAACUUGCCCGAUAUCAUGCUCCGUCCACCAUUUUCCUGGAUGAACUUGAAUCUGUGAUGAGUCAGAGAGGAGCAGGACCGGGAGGUGAGCACGAGGGAAGUCGCAGGAUGAAAACAGAAUUGCUGGUUCAGAUGGACGGCUUGUCCCGAUCAGACGACCUGGUGUUUGUUCUCGCCGCCUCCAAUCUGCCCUGGGAGCUGGAUCAUGCCAUGUUAAGGCGGCUGGAGAAGAGGAUUCUGGUGGAUUUACCCAGUAAAGAAGCACGAAAGUCCAUGAUCCAGCACUGGCUGCCACCAGUGAGCAAUAGCGGAGGAGUGGAGCUGAGAACCGAGCUUGACUACAGCGUGCUGGGAGAGGAGACUGAAGGUUACUCAGGAUCAGAUGUUAAGCUGGUGUGUAAAGAAGCCGCCAUGAGACCCGUGAGGAAAGUGUUCCACGCCCUAGAAAAUCACCAACAAGGGUGCCAGGACUUGCCCUUCAUUCGUCUGGACACAGUGACCACAUCCGAUUUUCUGGACGUUUUAGCACACACAAAGCCAUCAGCCAAAAGUCUGGUGGAAAAAUAUAGCGCCUGGCAGAAAGAGUUUGAGUCGGUGUGAGAAAGAGAGGCUGGCGGACACAACUGCUGCUGCACUACACAGGGACCAAACUGCCCUCAGACCUGGAGCCCAACAUGCUCUGUGGCAUGGACGUUUAUUGUGGCGAAUUUUGCACUGUAUGAACUAUAUAAAAAAAGGGAAAAAAAAAAUACAUAAAAUAAAACAUUAUUUUCCUGGGUUGGAUUUGCGAGCAGGAAAUAAGUUGUCAGCAGCUUUCCUCCCACAAUGUCACAGGGCCAGGAUGAAUUGUGCUGACAAGGGUGCCUGCAGAAAUUUGGCAAGGAUGGUAUGUUCAGGUCCUUAAAGGGGUUAUGCCAUGAUUAAUGUAAAAAAAUGAAAAUCAGACACCAAAUAGUACAUUAAAGUCUCUUUCUAACAAAGCUAGAACCAGCCCUGUACCUCACAUGGAUCCAGAGAUCUUCACAUUCAAUGUUCCAAUUGUUCUGGUCAACCCUCUUCAGGUUGGCAGCUGAGGGGGCGUGUCCUUUCUGCUGUAGCUCUUUCUCCGUAACUGCUACAGCAUCACAGAAUUAAACUGAGCGCGUGUGACCAUCUCAGUGGGGUAGAUAAGUAAUAAGGAAAAUAAAACAGCAGGUGGCGCUAUACCUAUAUUUUAUUGCAGGGAUGCUCAACCUGCGGCCCUCCAGCC